AUGUUGUUGAAGUUAGGUCUCUUAUGCAGUAUGAGCUACAGGCUUGUAGUAGCGCGAGUUGUCAUCCCAUCAACUUCAGCUCUUGCGGGCCCCUCUCGUUUUUUCUAAAUUUAAACCAGCAGGGUCAUCUGGUCGACCGGUGCAAAGGGAUCACCGAUGAGCAAAACCGCUCGCGCGCUUUGGCGGCGUGCUCGUAUCUGUCCCCGCUAUUGCCGGACACGAGCCGCAAGGUCUUGCGCGAGGUUGCCGCCGCUCAUGCAUACGCUGAAGGAGCGGCGAAGAGCUACAAGUCGGCUAAGGAGGCACGCGUGAAGAACUUGCACCAGCUUCAUGCUUGGAACACUGGCAAAGGGCGGGCGUUUUGCGUGAGCGCUACAUCAAACCUCCGCCAGCUUGUGCAAAGUUGCACGCUCAUCAGCACGGCCAUCAAGGAGCAAAAAGCCGGCAAGCUGGAGACGAAGCGCUUGCCAUUUAUCGACGGUGAGCCAAAGCCACUCAGUCCGCAACGCGUUUUCUUCUCUGGCAUCAAGACGGUAAUUUUUCUCAACUACACGCUCAAACUUGCUUAGCUCUCAGCUACAUACUCUGCCGCUCUUCAAAUAUUUAACAACUAUGAAACCCCUAUAGUGAAAAGCUAAAAGCUGGGUGACUUUCUUUCCUAGUUCUCCCCCUGACGUUAGCAAAUUUCAAAAGCUUGCAACUUCUCCAGGCCUUGGCCACGGCAGCAACCGAUGGGCGCGCUCUGUUUGUGCAUACCGGCGCCACGUCUUGGCUGAGCCUGAACGCCGAGGAGGAGCCCGAGCUGCCCACGCUCGACGAGGUGAGCCGUGCUCUUGAUGAUUCCGAGUGCGCGGAGAUGAUGCUGCGGAAGAGUGUCGCCGGUCAUGUGUGCCCCAACUGGUCCGGUGAACCGAAGACGAGAGACCUGGCAUAUUUUUCGACUGAUUUAUGUGAUGCUGAUGUCGUGGGAGGGAUGUGCUGGGCUUUUUUGUGGAUGGAUGAGAUAGCGAAGACUUAGAAAAGUUCAUGAACUAGCGAGAGCCAAAGCAAGUGCGUCUAAGUCUAUAGUAAUCAAAUACCUCUACCACCCAGAUGAGUGGCAGCAUGGUCGCGAAGGUGAAGAAGUGCAGCGAGGCGCUUGGUGGCACCCACCCAGCCCCAUGCGGCGCUCAAGAGCCUCGGGGGGUUGA
Molecule: messenger RNA, 1190 nt
Organism: Amoebophrya sp. A25
Lineage: Eukaryota; Dinophyceae; Syndiniales; Amoebophryaceae
Source: the annotation of a GenBank genome assembly